Messenger RNA from Papaver somniferum (opium poppy), 854 nucleotides. RefSeq lists its product as uncharacterized. The transcript is spliced from 2 exons. The record is from RefSeq and is a predicted model, not a curated record. The coding region runs from base 114 to 854 and encodes 246 amino acids. NCBI's taxonomy places the organism in Eukaryota, Viridiplantae, Streptophyta, Magnoliopsida, Ranunculales, Papaveraceae.
AAAUUCUUAAUCUCAGAUUUGAAGAAACCACAGGGUGUGAGAUAGAUCGUUCCAGGUUUUAAUUCGGAGGUGAUUUAACAGAUUUUAGGAGCUUAAAUUGGAUUUGAUUGCUAAUGGAGCAGAGUUCAGCCUCAGGGAUACCAAAGAAUCCUGACAAGUUUAUUAAUGAUGUUUUGAAUCAUGGUGAGCAUUCUGCGGUUUUUCGUGUUAAUACUAAAAUAACCAUAGAAGAAUUGAAGCAUUUAGCAUGCAAGCAGUGGAGGUCUUUGUCCCCUGGGAGUAUAUGUUUCAGCUAUAUGGACAAUGCUCAAGUAGUUUUUGUGACAGAUGAUAUACAACUACAAAUCUUAAUUGGUUUCAUGAUUCUUAUUGAUAAUGAAGAUGUGUAUUUGCGUGUGGGUAUGAUUCCGAAUCAUACUUCUCGUUCUAAGUCUGGUUGUAGCAGAAGUUCUGGUUCUAAGUCUGGUUGCAGCAGUAGUUCUGGUUCUUGUUCUAAGUCUUCUUGUGAAACUGAAAGUCCUAAGAUGGUAAGGGUGUUAGAUCAUGAUGCAGACAAGGGGAAGCCUCUUAUUAUCGAUGAAUGGAAUUAUGUAUUUGACGAGAUUGGUAGAGAAUUCAUGGGUGGUGUUAAAGCUAUUAGGAUUGCUCUCGAUAAGUACAAGAUGGCUACUGGUCACAAGAUUGUUCUUCUUAAAAAUGACACAACUCGUUUUACUGCAAAAUACGAAGAAGAUGGUUGUGCUUGGAGGAUUCACUUUGGGCCUGUGAAUGGUGAUACUUCUCGGUUCGUGAUGAAAGAUUCUAACGCUCACAAGUUAGUGGUUUUCAUACUAGUCCACAUUACUUAUGUUUAG